Molecule: messenger RNA, 1324 nt
Organism: Thunnus maccoyii (southern bluefin tuna)
Lineage: Eukaryota; Metazoa; Chordata; Actinopteri; Scombriformes; Scombridae
Product: transmembrane protein 178B
Exons: 2
Coding region: 9-386 (125 amino acids)
Cellular component (GO): membrane
Source: RefSeq, a predicted model, not a curated record
UGCGGCGAAUGACGGCAGGUUUCAUGGGCAUGGCGGUGGCCAUCAUCCUGUUCGGUUGGAUCAUCGGCGUGCUAGGCUGCUGCUGGGACCGAGGCCUCAUGCAGUAUGUGGCUGGCCUUCUCUUCCUCAUGGGAGGAACCUUCUGCAUCAUCUCCCUCUGUACCUGCGUUGCCGGCAUCAACUUCGAGCUUUCUCGUUACCCAAGGUACCUGUACGGCCUGCCUGAUGACAUCGGCCACGGCUAUGGCUGGUCCAUGUUCUGCGCCUGGGGUGGUCUCGGCCUCACCCUCAUUGCCGGUUUCUUCUGCACCCUGGCUCCCUCUGUCCAGCCGAUACCCCGAUCCUCCUGCCCCAAGUCCCGACAGGAGAAUGGCACUGUCUGCUAAAGGUGGUAGCUGUGAGAAGACCAACUGAUACCACAGAUCAACAACCAACAAACAGAAAAACUGCUCCAUGUGUUCAUCCGUCCACUCAUCUCCACUCUCUCCUGGUUACAGAUUCUUUUUUUAAUUUGUGUGUGUUUAAAAAUGGGUGUCUUGAUGAUCUGCUAUAUUGAAAAUAACAGAAAAAAACUGAAGAACUUAAGAAAUAUUAUCAAAAAUAUGAAGUUGUGCUUGUUUUGUUGUUGUGGAGCAGACACUGAACUGGACAUGACUAAGAAAGAUUGCAAAGGAAAUAAGCGGAGACACUGAAAGACUACAUUUCGGAUAGUGAGUAAUCGCAGCAAAAGACUGGCUCUAAACCUCUAAAAGUGAUGCACAGUGGUCUUCAGCCUGGGAACUGCUCUAUGAACUGUGACUGUGGAGUAAUCAGUGAAGCAGCAGUAUUAAAGGGUAAAAGUUUGACUGUUAAGAUCAGGACAAGAUCUUGUGGAAGUUUCUAUGGACUUGGCCUCUUGAAUCCCCUGUGGGACAAUUCUCCAGGGAAUGGACCAGACAUGAAACCAUGUGACUUGCUAGGCUGGGAUCAUGUUGACUUUCAGUAUUUCAGCUUCUGAGAUCCCUCCAGUUACUUGGGACAUACGGGCAGAAAGGAGAUCCAGGACCUCCACUGUUGUACAUUACUGUACAGAAUAUUCCAGAGAAGUGACAACCAGGAACUGUCAUGUUGGACCAUUUUCAUUCUCAUGUAGGUGCAUUCCAUUCUGUCUGAUGAUCCCAUAUCUAGCAUUUUAUACAUGCAUUCCUCUUUUAUUCAAAGUGUGUUUUCCUUUUUACUGAAGAAACGCCCUUCAUGUUGUGAACGAACUGUCGACCGAGCGUACAUUCAGAGCAAUUGUUGUGUUUGUUUGAUUUUUUCCAUUCUAGUCAUAGAGGUAAAUGUG